Vidua chalybeata is the source of this 2595-nucleotide messenger RNA. RefSeq names its product chondroadherin like (gene CHADL). The transcript is spliced from 2 exons. Bases 1 to 2325 code for a protein of 774 amino acids. Gene Ontology annotation, molecular function: protein binding. Lineage: Eukaryota; Metazoa; Chordata; Aves; Passeriformes; Viduidae. Gene Ontology annotation, cellular component: plasma membrane; extracellular matrix. The record is from RefSeq and is a predicted model, not a curated record.
AUGCUGUUUGCGGAUGCAUGGGAGCCUUGCCUCUCUCCUGGCCUUACAUCUGUCUCUCCCCAGCCACAGGUGCCCUCCAAUAUGGGGCCAUCCUGGGGGCUCCUCCUGCUUGCAGUGGCCUUGGGGGCAACGGCUGCCACCCGCUGCCCUGCACCCUGUGUCUGCGAUAACCUCCGUGCCCAUGUCCUCUGUCUCAAUGGGAGCCUGACUGCCAUUCCUGACACCAUCCCAGAGCUCACCAGAAAACUAGACCUUCGGGGCAACAGUUUCAUGGUCAUCCCAGCAGGAGCCUUCCUUGCUACCCGCUACCUGACACACUUAGACCUGCAGCGUUGCAAGGUGGAGAGGCUGGAGGAAGGGGCUUUCCGGGGUCUGGGGAGGCUUGUCUACCUCAACCUGGCCUCCAAUGGUAUAGCCCUCCUCUACCAGGAGUCCCUGGAUGGCCUCUUCUCCCUCCAGCAGCUCAUUCUGGAGGGGAAUCGCAUUGAGGAGAUACAGCCGGGUGCUUUUGGCCAUCUGAGGUCCCUCACUGUCCUCGACCUGAGGGCAAAUGCCUUGGUCUACCUCCCAGACAUGGUCUUCCAGGGUCUGCAGGUUCUUAGAUGGCUCCGGCUGUCUCACAAUGCCCUCCAUGUGCUGGGCAGUGAGGCCUUUGCUGCUCUGCCUGCCCUGCGCAGGCUGAGCCUGGACCACAAUGAGCUGCAGGCACUGCCUGGUGAGGCCCUGGCCAGGUUGGAUGGGGCUACCCGGCUAGACCUGGGCCACAACCCCAUCACCUACGUGGCUGAGGAAGCCCUGGCCAUGGCCUCGCUGAGCCACCUCUUCCUGGACCAUGCCUCCCUUCAGGAUGUGGCUCCCGAUGCCUUUGCCCGCAGUCCCCAACUCCGUAUUCUGGACCUCCGGGAAAACCAGCUGCAGGGGCUGCCACCCCUGGCCGGGGCAGGGGGGCUGGUAAGGGUCAGUCUGGAUGGGAACCCUCUUCUCUGCUCCUGCCUCCUGCGCCCCUUCCACAAGUGGAUGACAAGGGCACGAGUGCACACUGAGGGUGCCUGUACUGCACCCCCUGCUCUCCGUGGCCGGUCCCUCAACUCCCUGAAGUCCCCUGAGAUGAGAUGCAGUCGCCUCUGGCCACCCCCUAGCCCCACUGCACCACCAGAGCAGCCGAGUUCAGCCAGCAGCAGGCAGUGCCCCUGGGGAUGUUUCUGCUCCCCUGAUUUCCAUCAUGGGUCCUGUGAGAAUAGGGACCUGCGGGAGAUCCCUCGGGACUUCCCUGAGGACACCCGCCUUCUCGACUUGCGCCGAAACCCCUUCAGGACAGUGCCACCAGAUGCCUUCCCUGGCCUGAAGGAGCUGGUGUCGCUCCACCUACAGAGGUGCAGCAUCAGGGUGCUGCACCCCGGGGCACUACGGGGGCUGGCGAGCCUGGUCUACCUGUACCUCACUGACAACCACCUCUCCACCCUGGUGGCUGCUGCCUUUGAGGGGGCCCCGCAGCUUGCCUACCUCGACCUGGACCACAACGCCUUCACCCAUGUCCCUGCAGGCACCUUCCGGCUCUUGCCCAACCUCAUCUCCCUCCAUCUGCAGCACAAUGCCAUUGGGGAACUGGUGGAGGGUGACCUGGCUGGAGCCAGGGGGCUCCGCUGGCUUUACCUAGCUGGGAAUGCCAUCAGGCACAUUGCCCCAGCUGCCCUGGCUCCCACCAAGAUGCUGGAAAAGCUGCAGCUGGAGGGAAACCUCUUGUCAGAGGUGCCCACAGCAGCCCUGAGGGGCCUGCCUACCCUGAGUGAGUUGAAGCUGUCCCGGAACCCCAUCAAGCACAUGGGGGACAGUGUCUUCCUGCCAGUGGCCUCCAGCCUGCAGCACCUCUACCUGGACAACAUGGGCCUGGAGUGGGUGAGUGUAUUAUGGGACUCCCAAGGGUCAGUGGCACCACAGGGCAUAUUACAGGUUACACUGCCCAGGGCUGAUGACCCCUAUAGGGUCAUCCAAACAGAUGUCCUUGAAUUCCCAAGCCUUCAGGAGAUGUUCCAUAGCCUGGGCAGAUGUUCCAUCUGGCUGGGAAGCCAGAUUUCUUCAGGCUCAGCUGUAGCAUUCCUUUGCUUCAACCUUGCUUCUGGCUCCCUUGGGAGAAGCUUACUCCCUCCAGUCCUGAAACACCCAAUUUUAUUGGGGUCCAGACCAUUCCCUAAAUCACCUCCUUCCCCCAGCUCUGGCCAGAUUUCUCUUUCUCUUAUUACAGGCUGUCCCUGCAGGCCUCUCCACUGCUAUUAUCCUGAAUAUUUCCAUUCUCUCAAGGAAGUAGUGUUAGCAGCACCCUCAUAAUAACUGUGUAUCUUAACAGCACCCAGGGAUCACUCUGAGACCUCCUGAAUGUGACCUUCUUUCUAAGAAGACUAACAGGAAUCUAAUGAGUUCCAAAAUGUGAUUGAAACUGCUUGAAUUAAUUAACAGUCCCUCCUGUUUGAAGCAGCUCUUUUGUGAGGCCACCAGCUUCAGGACAGGUUGUCAGGGCCCUCAAGAUGAUCAGAAGUACAGGGGCAGAGAUCUGCUCCCCUGCUUUGAUCAGCAUGCCCCUAACCUACCCUUCUUCCA